Messenger RNA from Musca vetustissima, 1330 nucleotides. Its product is annotated as WAG22 antigen-like. The transcript is spliced from 5 exons. The record is from RefSeq and is a predicted model, not a curated record. Bases 45 to 1298 code for a protein of 417 amino acids. Lineage: Eukaryota; Metazoa; Arthropoda; Insecta; Diptera; Muscidae.
AUUUAUUUGAAAUAUAAAAAUUGUAUUUCAAUGUUAACACAAAAAUGAGGACAUCAUCGGUUUUUCUAUUAACCGUUUUGGUGGCCCUUGCUGCGGUGGUGAAUGGUAGGCCAAGUUUAGUGCCUGUUGGUGUGGUACCCUCCGGACAUUAUGUGGUAUUACCACCCCAUCCAAAUGUGGUUGUAAGUGUGGCCAGUCCACCAGCUGGACCAGAUGCUGGAGCCGCUGUGGCAGAUGCCGCUGUAGCUGUUGCCGAUGCAGUUCAAAAGGCAGCCGAUCAGGUUAACCAAGCUGUGGAUGCCGUUGUUAAUGCUCCACCUCCAGUACCAGAUCCAAAUGCCGCAGUAAUCGACAGUGUCGUAGCAGUUUCUGAUGCCGCUCAACGUGUCGCCGACCAAGUCAAUCACGCAGCAGAGUCAGUGGCCCUGGCCAAUGCCGACGCUGCCCAAAAAGUCGUUGAAGCCGUACAAGCCCAAGCUGAAGCCGUCAAUGCCCAAGUGGAGGCAUCCGCUGAUGCUGCUGCCAGAGCUGUGGAGGCUGCCAAAGCUGAAAGUGAACGUGCCAAUGCCGCUGCGGCUGAAGCUGCUGCAGCCACAGCUGAGGCUCUGAAUGCUGCCGCUGCUGCUGCAGCCUCUUCUGCUGCUGCCGCUCACGGUCCCGCUGUUGUUCAUGGUCCCGCUGCUGCUGCCUCCUCCGAAGCUGUGGUUGUUGUCGUCCCCCCUCCUGCUGUGCCCGGUGCAAGUGGUAGUCCCGGUCAACCUGGUGGUGCUGGCGGUCCUGGUGGUUUAGGUGGCCUUGGUGGUCUACCAUCGGUUGUAGCUGGUGCCGGUGGAGCUGGCGGUCCUGGUGGUGCUGUUGGAGGUUCCGGCGGUGCUGGUGGUCUGGGUCCUGCUGGCGGCGGUGGCGCUGGAGGUGGUGGUGCAGCUGCUGGUGGUGGCGGAGGCGGUGGAGGUGGUGCCGGAGCUGGUCCUCUAGGUGGUGAUGGUGGCGGCGGCGGUGGAGGCGGUGGUGCUGCUGGCAACAGUUUGGUCUCAGGUGUAAGUGGUGGCAACGGCGGCAAUGGUGGCGGUUCUCCUCUCCUUCUAUGCGGUCCUGAUGGUGUUGAUGGCGCUGAUGGUCCUCCAGGACCUGAAGGCUCAACCGGUGGUCGUGGUGGUAAGGCUGGCAAAGGAGGCUGCGUAGGCACUGGUGGUGGUGGAGGAGGAGGCGGCGGCGGUGGUGCUGCUCCCAAACCAGGACCACAUCCUGCCCCUGUUUGGCCUGAUCCAGUUGUUGUUAAUGUGAUAGGUCAUUGGUAAUUGUGUGACCCGUUCCGAUGUGGCUUGGGAUU